CAGGAUCUCAGCCUACCAAAGUCCAUGAUCGCUCGUCUUGCAAAGGGAGUCCUACCUGCCAAUACACAAAUUCACAAGGAUGCGCUGCUCGCUCUACAUAAGAGCGCGACAGUUUUCGUCAGCUACAUCGCCUCCAACUCCAACGACAAUGCGCAAGCAGGCGGCAAGAAGACAAUAUCACCGCAAGAUGUAAUGGCAGCGCUGAAAGAUGCGGAGCUGGAGGAGUUCAUUCCGAGACUUGAGGCUGAGCUGAAGAGUGAACCGGCGAAGAAGAUGAAGGGCGAAGGUGGCGAGGCUGUACAGGCGGACCAAGAUGGCGAUGAUGCAGAUGAUGAUGAGGGAGAUGACGACCAGGAUGGGGAUGAUCAGGAUGAUGAGGGCGAUGAUGGAGGUGCUGAUUCCGAGGUUGAUGAGGAGAAUGAC
Messenger RNA from Zymoseptoria tritici IPO323, 423 nucleotides. RefSeq lists its product as uncharacterized. Gene Ontology annotation, molecular function: chromatin DNA binding; protein heterodimerization activity. The annotation marks the transcript as partial. Lineage: Eukaryota; Fungi; Ascomycota; Dothideomycetes; Mycosphaerellales; Mycosphaerellaceae. The record is from RefSeq and is a predicted model, not a curated record. The transcript has 3 exons. Gene Ontology annotation, biological process: heterochromatin formation; leading strand elongation; DNA damage response. Gene Ontology annotation, cellular component: CHRAC; epsilon DNA polymerase complex.